CCCCCCCAAAAAAUAAAAAAAAUCAACAGGAAGUUGCCUCGCGUCCAUCCCCGCGUGCUUUGCUCGCAUCCUCCGCUGCGCCGCGGCAGAGCAGACGAGGCACCAUGGAGCGCCGCGAGACGCGUGGGAGACGCGCACCGAGCCGACGGGACGAGAGACGGAGUCUCUGAGCACUUUGUAAGUCACUUUUCGGGGGACUGUCGGCGUAUUUAUAGUGCGCCAGCAGGUGGACCGUUGCGUCCCCUCGACCCCACCCCCCCCCACCCCCCCUUUCCCUCCACCCCUCACCCACAACCAACCACACACCCACCCACACCCCUCUCCCCCCUCCGCCUCGGAAAGCGUGGACACAUUGAGCGGACAGGUCCAUGAGAGACGGAGGGUGGAGCGCGCCCGUUGGAUGGACGAACCCCGCGUCCGGAACAUUUCUCCUCGUUGUCGGGACGUGUCGCCGGCGUGUGCUGCGUGAAAACAACAACAACAACAACACAAAACUGCUUUUUUCCCCCUCCACGUCCCGCGGCACCAGGAGGACCUGUUACUCAUCUCGCGGGGAUCUGUGAGCCGAGCUGAGGCUGAGAGGCGGAGGAGCGGCCGCUGAAGCCAUGGUGAAGUUCCACAACUCGGACCUGUGGAUAGCCUGGAUGCUGCUGUUCUGCAUGGAGGCGUACGUGCGGGCGCUGGACGUGACGGUGUCCCAGAGCAGCGUCCAGGUGGCCCGGGGACAAGCGGCCGUGCUGCCCUGCUCCUUCACCACCAGCGCUGCCCUCAACAACCUGAACAUCAUCUGGAUGGUGAUCCCGCUGUCCAACGCCAACCAGCCAGAGCAGGUGAUCAUUUACCAGGGCGGCCAGGUGUUCAGCCUCGCCAACCACCUCAACGGCCGCGUUGGCUUCCAGGCCACCAUGCCGAGCACAAGUGCCUCCAUCUUCAUCAACAACACCCAGCUGUCCGACACGGGGACCUACCAGUGCCUGGUCAACAACCUCCCGGACAGAGGGGGGCGCAACAUCGGCGUCAUCGGGCUCACCGUGUUGGUGCCCCCCUCGGCGCCGGCGUGUCGAAUCCAGGGCGCGCUGGACGUAGGCGGCGACAUCAUGCUGAUGUGCAGCUCAGAGGAAGGCAUUCCCACGCCGUCCUACUCCUGGGAGAAGCUGGACGCGCUGCCCAGGCUGCCGCACAACGCCAUGCAAGACCAGAUGCAGGGCACAGUAACGCUGAGGAACAUCAGCACCAGCACCUCAGGACUCUACCAGUGCACCUCCAGCAACGCCAUCGGCAAGAGCACCUGUCUGCUCAACCUGGAGGUCGUGGCACCCCAGCCCCAGAGUGUGGGUCUGAUAGCAGGAACCAUCGCCACCGGGGGCUUGGCUGUCAUCAUCUGCUCCCUGUUGGUGGGGUUCACGCUCUUCUACUGGAAGAACAAGAACAAAUACGACGAGGAGGAGAUCCCCAACGAGAUCAGAGAAGACGACCUCCCUCCCAAGAGGUCGUCGUCGGUGAAAGCGUUCCACGCCGACGCCUCGUCCUCGGAGAACGACACGCUGACGUCCACCAACACCUACAACAGCCGCUACUGGCACAACCCCAAGCCCAGCUACGACACCAACUCCUACACGCGCUACAACGGGGACACCCGCCACGCCGUGUCCGCCGCCCACGCCCACGGGCAGGCCCAGAGCGCGGGCCACGGACACGGCCACGGCGCGGCCUCGGCGGCGCCGGGCUCCGGUCCGCUGUCCCGCCACGCGCCGCAUCAGCCGCCGCCGCCGAUGACGACGGCGUCGUUCGCCAACGGCGGCCACGCGCUGCCGCCGCCCAAGACUCUGGUGGUCACCACGAACUCGGCGCCGUCCCCGCCCGCCAUGGGGCGCAGCAACGGCUCCGCGGGCCUCAAGCCGGGGGCGGUGGCGGCGGCGUCCGCGCGCGGGCAGCACACGCACUCCUUCGCGGUGAGCCAGGCCACGCUGGAGCGCAUGGGGGCGGUGCCCGUCAUGGUGCCGGCCCAGAGCAGAGCGGGCUCCCUGGUGUGAACCUUAAAACACCCGCCGGUUUUACUCGUUCAAGGGCAAGUCCCGGGGCGUAUGUGGCGUGGACAACUUAAUGAUGAGGAUGAAUUUACAAAACCCGCCGCAGAGAUGCUUCCUGCAACAACAACAACAACAACAACAACAAAACCCACUGGUUCCCCAUCGCAGUUCGUCUUUGGAUCAUUGCGAUGAUUGUGGGCUUCCGUUUUGGACUCAAAGCAAGGCGGAGGGGGGGUGGGGGGGGGCCCUGUGGUCCCGGCGGGGUCUGGUCAGGGGAGAAGAGAGCUGUGAUUUCCCCCCCC
Molecule: messenger RNA, 2332 nt
Organism: Pungitius pungitius (ninespine stickleback)
Lineage: Eukaryota; Metazoa; Chordata; Actinopteri; Perciformes; Gasterosteidae
Gene: igsf11
Product: immunoglobulin superfamily member 11
Exons: 7
Coding region: 606-2033 (475 amino acids)
Cellular component (GO): cell-cell junction
Source: RefSeq, a predicted model, not a curated record